This is a messenger RNA of Ictalurus punctatus (channel catfish), 2741 nucleotides long. RefSeq names its product WD repeat domain 12 (gene wdr12). Gene Ontology annotation, cellular component: preribosome, large subunit precursor; PeBoW complex. Gene Ontology annotation, molecular function: protein binding. Gene Ontology annotation, biological process: maturation of LSU-rRNA from tricistronic rRNA transcript (SSU-rRNA, 5.8S rRNA, LSU-rRNA); maturation of 5.8S rRNA from tricistronic rRNA transcript (SSU-rRNA, 5.8S rRNA, LSU-rRNA); ribosome biogenesis. The coding region runs from base 685 to 1953 and encodes 422 amino acids. Lineage: Eukaryota; Metazoa; Chordata; Actinopteri; Siluriformes; Ictaluridae. The transcript has 13 exons. The record is from RefSeq and is a predicted model, not a curated record.
AUAAGUCGGACAAAACUUCUAACCGGCAUGCCCUGCUUCAAGUCAGCCAUCGAUCGGUCUGCGGAGUUUAGUGUUAUUCCAUGUGUUGAUGUAAUUUCCACUGAAACAGGAAGUCAGGGCAUGACAUAUGAAAUGGCUCCUCACCCUUUUUAAAUAGACAAUAUAGCGUUUAGCUUGCUUCACAGCACGGACUAAGCCGUACUUGACGUGGAUUGAGUACCAUGGAUUAUUAUAAUUGCUGCUAGUGGGACACUUCAGAUUCUACAGAGCAUUUGAUUGGACAGAAAAUCUGAUGAGCCACAGAAGUGCAAAAUGAUGUCAUUAAACUUGUUGAUUCGUAUUGAUGGUAGAGAGAGACUGUAAAUGUUGAAUGCAUAUAUCUUCUAAAUGUGAAUUUUUGUCGUUUUUUUAAGAGCCCACUAGCUUAUAGAUACCCUUAACGCUAACAUAUUCAUACCAAAAGUCACAAAACUCCAGUGAGGGCUUUAAAAACGUAAUCAGGCAUCACUAAUCGCAAAUCCCUUCGACUGAUCCGUUUCUGUGCUCGACUCGUUAAGCCUGGUUUCACACACAGCACAUGGCUACCGCACUCUCCACUACCACACUGAUAACUACAUGGGAAUAUUUACUCAUUUAACGAGCUAAUACUUCAGAACCCGCGGUCCAUUUUUGAGAAAAACAACAAUGUCACAGGUUCAAGCGAGGUUUUUCACCGAAAACAAAAAAUUCGCUGUAGAUGAUGUGCCUUUCUCCAUCCCGGCUGCCUCAGAGGUCACACACCUGAGCGAUGUGAUAAACAAACUGCUGGAGGCCAAGAAUGCGGAUCACAAACAUGUGCAGUUUGACUUCCUGGUUCGAAGCCAGUUCCUGCGCUCCGCACUGUCCACUCACAUGGAGGCAGAGAACAUCUCAACGGAAGACGUCGUGGAGAUCGAGUACGUCGAGAAGUUUGCUGCGCCGCAGCCAGAGGAGUGCAUCAUGCACGAUGACUGGAUCAGCUCGGUGGAGGCAGACUCAGAAUGGAUCCUCACAGGGUCGUAUGAUAAGACAGCACGGAUUUGGUCUCUCGAAGGGAAGGCGAUGGUGACGGUCGCUGGACACACGGACGUGGUGAAGGAUGUGGCCUGGAUAAAAAGAGAGGGACUGACCUCGCUGCUGCUCACCGCCUCGCUGGACCAGACGGUGCUGCUGUGGGAGUGGAACUCUGAGAGGAACAAACUGAAGGCUCGGCACUGUUGCCGUGGACACGCUGGGAGUGUGGACACCGUCGCAGUCGACCCCACGCGCACUAAGUUUUGCAGCGGAUCUUGGGACAAAAUGCUGAAGCUCUGGUCAGCAGUUCCAACAGAAGAGGAGGACGAGGUGGAGGAACCCAACAGGCCACGGAAAAAGCAGAAGACUGAACAGCUGGGUCUGACGAAGACUCCUCUGAUGACUUUAUCAGGCCACACAGAGGCCGUUUCCAGCAUCCUGUGGAUGGAUGCGGAGGAGGUGUGCAGUGCAUCAUGGGACCACACUAUUCGGCUAUGGGACGCGGAGACGGGAGGGCAGAAAAGCACGCUGACAGGCAGCAAGGUGUUUAACUGCAUCUCGUACUCGCCACUGUGUCGUCGUCUGGCCUCAGGGAGCACGGACAGGCACGUCCGUCUGUGGGACCCGCGCUCUAAAGAUGGUUCUCUGGUUCUGCUGUCUCUGACGUCACACACCGGUUGGGUAACAGCAGUCAGGUGGUCUCCUUCCCACGAGCAGCAGCUCGUCUCUGGUUCACUGGACAACAUGGUCAAACUCUGGGACACGAGGAGUUGUAAGGCUCCUCUGUAUGAUCUGGCAGCUCAUGAGGACAAAGUGCUGUGUGCUGAUUGGACAGACAGCGGGCUGAUUUUAAGCGGGGGCGCAGACAACAAGCUGUACACGUACAGAUACUCGGGGUGUGUGAGUGACGCCGGUGCAUAAAGCUCACUCCCACUUGAGCGAUUUCACACCCCCAGCACAUGAGUUCGCAGCAGAGCCCAGCUGUGUCCUGCAGAGAACCCCGCUUCACCACACAUCCUCUAAGCUGGACUCAGUAACUGGUGGAUUUCCACUGUUUUAUUUCUCCCGUUUUAUAUUUUUCAUAUCCACAGUUUGAUCCACAUCUCUGUUUGUCCUUUUUUUCUUCUGUAUUCGAAUUAAAUGUAAAGAAGACCUAUGCUGAUUUUAAUACAGAUUCACCUCAAACCAUCUCUCUGUUAUUCAUUUGUCACAGUCUGUCCAUUGAAGCCUUUACAUGUAUUAGUUUAUUCAUUUUAAUCCAGCCAUUUACACACAACAGGAGAUUCCAUUCAUUUAAUUACAUUUCCAUUGAGUGCUAGUAAUUUGAAUUAUUCCAGCAGACUACAAACGAUAUAUCUGUAACGAAUACAGUUCAGUGCAGAAGUUUGUGCACCCACAAAAUAUACAACGUUUAAUUCGUACCUAGAUGUGUAGUUUGUUCAGUUUCCCUCACUGCUAACAACAAAAUGUGUAUAAUGAUAGGAAUAGUAAAAAACUAUUUAAAAUGUGAUAGAAAUGUUCUGUAAUAACUUGGAAGGGCAGUCUUUGCCUUUAUAAAUGCCUCUGAUAUCUUUCAUAUCCUUAAAACUGGAUAGAUAUGGUAGAGCUUAUUACGUAUAAACCAAUUUUCUGUUCAUUUUAUCUUUUGAUUUGGAUGCUUUGUUUAUUAAAUCCUGCCUGUCAAAAAUAAAAAUCAGCCCAUGCGUCAA